Lichtheimia ornata is the source of this 678-nucleotide messenger RNA. RefSeq lists its product as uncharacterized. Gene Ontology annotation, molecular function: nucleic acid binding. Lineage: Eukaryota; Fungi; Mucoromycota; Mucoromycetes; Mucorales; Lichtheimiaceae. The record is from RefSeq and is a predicted model, not a curated record. The transcript has a single exon. The coding region runs from base 1 to 678 and encodes 225 amino acids.
AUGUUACGCAAGUAUGUGCAUGGUGAAAUACAUCGCUGGGAUGAUUUUCUUGACACCGCUUUGUUUGCAUGCCGCAUUCGCAAACAUCGAACGACACAAAUGAGUCCAUUUUUCAUGGUGUAUGGUCAAGACCCCAAGUUACCUGGUGAUCCAUUGCGUCCUCUUAUUACUGCUGAUGAACCACAAGAUGAUCCCCAAGCACAUGUUUCAAGUCGACUCCCCACACUUCGUUCCUUACGUGAUGCUCGUGCUCAAGCUAUUACAAGGAUGCAAAAGGAUCGUGAAAAAGACAAGGCUCAAUGGGAUUUGCUCACCAAGAAGCAAGUUUAUUCGGUUGGCGACUUUGUCUUAUUACGACACGAAAACAAGUUUGGCUUGGAAUACAAUUGGCGUGGUCCUUACAAGAUUGUUGAACGUAACCUUGACACGGAUAUCUACAAGUUACACAGCAUGAAUGGUGAAGCAUACAAGUCUUGGGUGCACACUGAUCGUUUACGUCCCAUUCAUAUCAACAAGGCCGAUGGUAAUCCUGACACAUGGUACGAUCCCACUGCUACAAGAGCACGUUGGCGCCAACUUACCGAUGCUGCCAAUACUAUUGCUUCCGUGUUGGUCGAGGGCGACCAAGAUUUUCGGGAGGGGUAUUGUCGUAGAAGGUCAUGUGACCACGUGACCUAG